Trypanosoma rangeli is the source of this 480-nucleotide messenger RNA. RefSeq lists its product as uncharacterized. NCBI's taxonomy places the organism in Eukaryota, Euglenozoa, Kinetoplastea, Trypanosomatida, Trypanosomatidae. Bases 1 to 480 code for a protein of 159 amino acids. The record is from RefSeq and is a predicted model, not a curated record. The transcript has a single exon.
AUGCAAUCGCCUCCGUUGGGCGCUGCGGAACACCAAACGAAGAGCCAAAAGACCCCCCACUAUCCAACCCAGCGUGAGCGCCUCGUCGGGGUGUCAAGAGACUCCAAAAACGGCCCCGUGGUCGCGUGCAGAAGAAACGAUGCUGGUGCAACGUCGCAAAGGUACAUUGCGUCACUCCGGUUGGCUGCGCCGUGUCCUAGCGAGGUCGGUGGCGCCCGCCGCCCCCAUCGUAGAGGAGCCCCGCCCCUUCAACAGGCUGUCCCCCAGGCAGCCCCAGCGGACCGGACAUUGCUGCGCCAGGCCGCUAUAACGCAUAUAUGCCGGGCGAUCGCCGGCUCACGAGCGGGCGCCAAACCAAAGUGGUGCCAGCGGGGCGCUGGCUCUGCGGGAGGGGAUCGGGCGCUUUCGGCCCUGCGCAAUGGGCGGGCGGCGGCGCACACGAAACGCCGUUUUAUGACGACCGAUGGGGAACAAUUUUGA